AUGCUGCAUGCAACUGUGGCGCCGUCGUUACCCGCGUCUGCAGUCACACACUCCGUAUCGGGACGAUUCUCUGAAGGUUUACCGGACAAUGUUAGGGAAUUGUUUAUUUUCAAGAAGAAUCACGUAGAAUUGUGGCGUGUACCACAGGAUCUGCCAUCUGGUGAGAAGCGACUCUUAUAUGUCACAGGGAUACAAUUGAAUGCCCCGCCUGCAUGUGUUGCAGUAUGCAGGCCGACUGGAUUUAGUGUGGAUGUUCUUGUGAUGUGCUUUGACGAUUUUCAUGUAUCAUUUGUCCAGUACGACCUGCUGUCGAUGCGUCUCCGUACAGUGUUGCUUGUACAGUUGGAUGACCGUGAGGUUUCACGCGACAUGACACCUCUGGAACCUAUCAUGCGAGCAGAUCCCACUGGAAGGUUUGUGAUUGUGUUGGCUCGGCGACGGCACUUAUUCCUUCUUCCGCUGUUGGGGCCAAUGACAUCCGAGGGCGCCUUGAAAUCCGAGGCACAGCAGCCCGACAAUGCUGAGGAACCAAAUAUCCCGGGUGCCACCCCUUCCGCAUUGGGCGUUGCAGAUGACUGGGGUGACGAGGGGGAUUACGAUGAGGAAACUAAAGAAAAUAAGGUGGCAGAGUCGAGUGACGCCGCAUGUGGAGGCGCGUCACCUGAGGAAAACAGCUCAAAGGUUGUCGGAUCAUCAAGUGUGCUUCUACGCAUUGGCGCUAUUUCCAUGUUCACCCUUUCAAAGGUUCUGAAGAGUUCGAUUCGCUAUGUACGCGACGUGCAGUUUAUCGGUACCCUCGGUGAACCUCUGUUAGCCAUAUUGUGUGAGCGGAAGCCAACAUGGGCCGGGCGGGUGAAACUCGUGGAGUGGCGUACAAAAGCGGUUGAGUCGAAUAUGCUUUCUCAGCAAGUUACUUGGGUGCAGAUCUCCGGUACGGCGAGUGCCCUCCCGAAGCUAUUACUCGUUGGGGAGGUUGAUGGUGUCCCUUACAACGUAACUCACAUGUUACCGGUGGGCUCUAUCUCACAGGCCAUGUCGGGUGUAAUUUGCUUCGGCGUUAACACGAUUAUGCACAUCACAACGAGGCGAGGUUAUGGUGCCUACUGGAACGAAACAGGGAAGGAAGAGUGCACCAGUUCCAAGUCGUCUGCUGUCUCUUAUGGUAAGAUAAACUGGUGUGACAAAAAACUGGAGUCUUCAACCGCAUUAUUCCGAGUGAACCUUUCGUUGGCUAAUUGUGUGGCGGCCACAUUAGAGGGUAAGGAUGAUGAAGGGUCGUUACAAGCUGUUGCUGUGUCAGAGGACGAUGGUGUCGUUCUGAUGCUUCAGUUCCUCUCUCAGGGAUCCAACAUUCACGACAUACGCAUUGCCGUAUUGACAUCCGGGUGCUACUGCUCGAGCAUAACUCCAAUAAGUGAACGUCUAAUGUUUCUGGGUUCCGCGGUAAGUGACUCUUGUAUAGCAACCGUUCGCCCACAAGGCAGCAGCAUGGAAAGUCGUUUCCAAGUUGUGGAGAGUAUGGAGGCGAUAGGUUCAAUUAGGGAUGUUGAUGUUGUCGACUGCAGCGCCUUACCUGACGGGGGAUCCAACACAACACCUCGCUCCGAAGCGGGUGGCUCGUGGCUUGAGGAGACGCCGUUUGCUGAGCUUGCUGGAAUGACUUCGCUGGAUCCUAUGCCAAAUCUGUCUUCCAUGGAUUGUCGUGCAGUGAUGGAUUUAGCAGUGUGUGCAGGACAGGGCAGUUCUGGUUGCAUAUAUGUGCUGCGUCAGUCGAUACGAAAUGCGGUUGUUCGCCGUGAGAAAGUCAACGCUGUGUCAGCUUUCUUUUUGGAGCUACCGCGUAACCCCAAACGGCUGCGAACAGAGGGGGAUGAUAGGGAAGGGGCAGCUCAGAACGUCGCGGGACCGCCCUCACGACUUUUACUGACCGGCCUUUCUUUUACCAUUCCGUUCACUGUUCGGGGGGAGUCGGUACAGCAAGAACGGCAUUCGGAGUUCAUUGCUAAUUGUCGUACUGUUUUUGCGGCGGGGGUUCCGUGGUUGGGUGCCUUGCUUCAGCUGACGGAAAAGGAGGGUCGAAUUAUAUCGUCUAAUGGACGAAAAUUACUCCACCGCUUCUCCUUUUCCGGUGAGCGGGAUUUGGAUGAGAACAGGCAGGUUAAAUCUGCAUGUCUUGCCCCUGAGUUGCAAGCUUUAUUUGUUCUCCUAGACGGUGGAGUGUUGUUGCAGUUCACGCUUUCAGAGAUGGGAGGAGCGCCGCAGAGGAAGGAAUUCGCUGCAGGUGUCGUGGCUUUUACACUCUGGAGGGAGCCCAAGUCCAUCAUUAUGUUUAUGUCAAGUCUCACAAUGAUGAUUCAAGAUGCGGAAACAGGAAGUAUACAAUGGAUAAUCCCUCAGAUGGGUACGUUGCCUCCGUACACUGUUUCGGAGGAACCAGUUGCUGAGGCAACAAAGGAACCAUCUGCCAGUGACGAUCUUCCCCACGUGACACACGUGGAGGUGUUGAACUUACUAGAAGAAUCCGCUACCGAUCCUGGUGGGAUCGUGGCAACCGCCCUUCUUGUUGUACUUGGUACGGGUGAGUUGGCUGUAUAUCACGUUGUGGGGCCUGAUAAGUUUGGUCCACUCCGCCUAAUCAAGAAGUUUCACCACUUUCUUGAUACGAAAGCCGUCCGUGAAGUUAUCGAAUCUAUUGAGGCGAAAAAGAUGCGCCUGCAAAGUGAGCGUACCAUGAUAGAGAACGACACGCAGUCGGUGCGACACUGCAGCCGGCGCAUUAUACCAUUUGCAGCUGUGGCGGGCCAAUCUGGAGCAUAUGUCUGCGGACAACAUCCAUUGUUUCUCAUGUGGGACAACCGUACCCGUCAACUCGUAGCGUAUCGUCACCAGGCCCCUGGACUCGUACGCGGCUUCGUUCCAUUUACAUCUAUGCCUGGGGGUUUCAUUUACUGUUGUGAGGGAUUUGUUGAUUUCGCCGUUAUGAAUACCUAUUGCAGUCCAGGUGGAAAUGGGUGGCUGAGGCGACGUAUCCACAUUGGCGCAACACCGCAUUUCAUUGUGUACGACCCCCCAGGGAGAAGCUGUUUCGUCGUAACUUCAAAAAAAGUACCAUUUCGUCCUCAGCGUGCAUCUUUUGACGUACAACUGAAGAUUCAGUACGAUGAAGAUUCGAACACUGUUCAGAGUGUAACAACGGAGGCACCCGUUUGCAACAUGCCGGCCAUUAAGCCAGGCACUGGUGUGCGGGUACCUUUGACAGAAAGGUUUGAAGUACGCCUCCACUCGACAUUUAAGAAGGGAUGGGACUGUACAGAUAAGUUAAUGCUUGACGAAAAUGAGAAGGUGCUGGGCGCACAAAUGGUUGAGAUACACCAAGACGCAAACGCAGACGGGUCAGCUACGGCACCCGUAUGUGUCGUAUGCACUGCAUUUCCCUUGGGGGAGGAUGUUACGUGCAGAGGCCGCAUCAUUUUGUUGGCGUCCAGGAACAUUAAGGGAAGGCGCUCUAUUGUACAACUUCACUCCGAACCACUGAAUGGUCCGGCAACUGCGGUAGCGGGAAUCUGUUCCCAAAUUGCAGUCGCAGUGGGUGGAACGAUCAAAAUAUUUCGCUACGAUUGGGAAACAAAGAAAUUGGUGGUGAGUGCCUUCCUGUACGCGGGAAUGUACGCAACGAGGUUAUCUGUCUUUCGAAACUAUAUUAUUUAUGGUGAUCUUUGCCGUUCUUGCUCGAUGGCACGCUUUAACGAGGAGAACCACACUUUAACUGUGUUGGGUAGGGACCGUAGUGCGGUGUCCGUUGUCCACUGUGACAUGAUGUACCACGACCGUGCGUUCGGUAUUCUUUGUUCCGACGAUGAACGUAACGUGCUAAUAAUGGGAUACACUCCACGCGUGCAGGAAACGGAUGCAGGCACGCACCCCAAAGUCCUCGAGUCGGUUCUCUCACUUGAUGGUGAGUACCGGCUACCCAGCGGUAGUCUUGUGAAAUCCCUUCGCUUCCGCUCAACUGCGGGAAAUUCCAGCGUGACUCUGUACGUAAGUAACUACGGUGAAAUUGGCUUUAUCGUGCCCAUCGGCGAACAGGCUAACCGCACUGCGUUGUGGGUUACACGUCGUUUACAGAUAGACCUUCCUUGUGAGGCGGGACUGACACCACGCAUGUUUCUCAGCCUUAAUCAAAGGUCCCCGCGGAACUCACUACGCGGGAAGGAAAUGCUUGUACCGGCUCCGCUGCUUCGGGGACUUUUUUCUCUCGACCUUCGUUCCCGGAAGGCUAUUGCGAGGGCCGCAUACACGCAAUUGGACCGCGUAGCAAAUAUUGUUGCGCUUGUGCAUGAAGAAUGUGGUUUGUUUUGA
Messenger RNA from Trypanosoma brucei brucei TREU927, 4359 nucleotides. Its product is annotated as cleavage and polyadenylation specificity factor-like protein, putative. Lineage: Eukaryota; Euglenozoa; Kinetoplastea; Trypanosomatida; Trypanosomatidae. Gene Ontology annotation, molecular function: protein binding; nucleic acid binding. Bases 1 to 4359 code for a protein of 1452 amino acids. The record is from RefSeq and is a predicted model, not a curated record. The transcript has a single exon. Gene Ontology annotation, cellular component: nucleus.